Molecule: messenger RNA, 1201 nt
Organism: Mesitornis unicolor (brown roatelo)
Lineage: Eukaryota; Metazoa; Chordata; Aves; Mesitornithiformes; Mesitornithidae
Gene: ACER3
Product: alkaline ceramidase 3
Exons: 9
Biological process (GO): ceramide metabolic process; phytosphingosine biosynthetic process
Cellular component (GO): endoplasmic reticulum membrane
Source: RefSeq, a predicted model, not a curated record
CUGUGGGAUUGGGAUCUUGGUGCUUCCACAUGACCCUGAAGUAUGAAAUGCAGCUGUUGGAUGAACUGCCAAUGAUAUACAGUUGUUGUGUGUUUGUCUACUGCCUGUAUGAAUGUUUCAAGUACAAGAACACAGUCAAUUAUCCGCUGCUUUUCUUGUUAAUAACAUACAGCUUCAUAGUCAGCAUAGUUUACUUGAAUUUGAAAGAGCCUGUAUUCCAUCAGAUCAUGUAUGGAACACUAGUUUCCAUUAUAGUUCUACGUUCCGUUUAUAUAGUAUUAUGGGUAUACCCAUGGCUUAGAGGUCUAGGCUAUACAUCAUUGACUGUGUUCUUAAUGGGAUUUUUUCUCUGGAAUGUGGACAACAUUUUCUGUGAUAGAUUGAGAGCACUACGAGAGAAGAUGCCUCCUGUUGUAGGAGCUGUGACGCAGUUUCAUGCAUGGUGGCAUAUUCUUACGGGCCUGGGCUCUUACCUUCAUAUCCUGCUAAGUUUGUACACAAGAACACUUUUCCUGAAACACAGGCCAAAGGUGAAGUUUGUUUUUGGAAUAUGGCCUGUUCUUCUUGUGGAGCCACCCAAGAAGCUUUGACCAAGACCUGGGCAGUCACAUGCGAUCAUCUGGCCUGUCUGAAUAAAGUGAUUCAACAGUUACUGUGGCUGAAGUGUCAAAAUUAUGGAUCAGUUCAAGUACCGUUGCUAUAAAAGGACUUCUCUGUGUUCCUGGGCCAGCCGGCCAGAACAGAACAAAGAGUCGGCACACUAGGGAAAUAGUGUUUAGUACAGCUUUAUUCUAAGUUGUUAAAACAAAGAUUAAGACACAAUAUUUUUAUGUAUAUAUUGUAUAGCUGAUGAUACUGAGCUAAUAUUUCGUGCUGGUCACAGAAAACUAACCAUUUUUGAAGUGGGUUGCAUACGUUUUUCAUUCAGUUGUUGUUCUUUCUGUGGUUUAAACUAACAUUAGUAACUGAAUGACAAAACCAGGCCAUUGGUGGCCAAGCUAAGCAUUUGUGUGGCCUAUAGUGAACUGAAUGCCUAACCUGAACUACUUUAAUCUUGCACUUUUAUACAAUUAAUGAUGUAUGUAAUGAUUGAUUUAGGGCUUUAUUCUAUCUUGCUUUUCUACAGCCUCCUUUGCGAUUUGCAUAAUAAGCAAAAUGGUUGGGAUGCCUGUGCCAUUUAGUUCAUUUUGUACCAAGCUUC